This is a messenger RNA of Fusarium graminearum PH-1, 1610 nucleotides long. RefSeq names its product cystathionine gamma-lyase. Gene Ontology annotation, biological process: transsulfuration. NCBI's taxonomy places the organism in Eukaryota, Fungi, Ascomycota, Sordariomycetes, Hypocreales, Nectriaceae. Gene Ontology annotation, cellular component: cytoplasm. The record is from RefSeq and is a predicted model, not a curated record. Gene Ontology annotation, molecular function: pyridoxal phosphate binding; cystathionine gamma-lyase activity. Bases 40 to 1311 code for a protein of 423 amino acids. The transcript has a single exon.
ACUACUCUCUCUAGCAAAGACCUCACUCUACUAGAAAACAUGUCUUCCGCUCCUCUCAACUCAGACCCCGUGGCCACCCCACCUCGUCCUCCGUCUCCCGUCCACAACUUCGGUACUCUCGCCGUCCACGCCGGCGCUCCACAUGACCCCGCCACCGGAGCCGUGAUCGAGUCUAUCUCAUUGUCCACCACCUUUGCUCAGUCCGCUGUUGGCAAGCCCGUUGGCGAGUACGAGUACUCUCGAUCCUCCAACCCUAACCGUACCAACUUCGAGACGGCUGUUGCUGCUCUCGAGCACGCCAAGUACGCUCUCGCCUUCUCCUCCGGUUCCGCCACCACCGCCACCAUUCUCCAGAGUCUGGCUGCCGGCAGCCAUGUCAUUUCCGUCUCCGACGUCUACGGCGGUACCCACCGUUACUUCACCCAGGUCGCAAAGGCCCACGGCGUCAAGGUCACUUUCACACCAGAGAUCGAGGUCGACAUCGCCGAGCACAUCACUCCCGAUACUCGUCUGAUCUGGAUCGAGACUCCCAGCAACCCUACACUGCGCCUCGUCGAUAUCCGAGCUGUCGUUACUGAGGCCCACAAGCAUGGUGUCCUCGUCGUUGUCGACAACACCUUCCUCUCUCCCUACGUCCAGAACCCUCUCGACUUUGGUGCCGAUAUCGUUGUUCACAGUGUCACCAAGUACAUCAAUGGUCACAGUGAUGUCGUUAUGGGUGUUGCUGCCUUUAACAGCGACGAGCUCAAGGCCCGCCUGAGCUUCCUCCAGAACGCCAUUGGUGCUGUUCCCUCUGCUUUCGACUCCUGGCUCGCCCACCGUGGUCUCAAGACCCUGCACCUGCGAGCUCGCGAGGCCAGCCGCAACGCGGACGCUGUUGCCCGAGCUCUGGAGGCUUCUCCUCUGGUCAUUGCUGUCAACUACCCCGGCCUUGACUCCCACCCCCACCGACACAUCGCCAAGAAGCAGCACCGCGACGCUCUCGGCGGCGGUAUGCUCUCUUUCCGUAUCCAGGGCGGCCACGCUGCCGCUGAGCGCUUCUGCCAGGUGACAAAGAUCUUCACCCUCGCCGAGAGUCUGGGUGGUGUUGAGAGUCUGGUGGAGGUUCCCAGCAGCAUGACCCACGCUGGUAUCCCUCGGGAUCAGCGUGAGGCCGUCGGUAUCUUCGACGACCUUGUCCGCAUCAGCUGCGGUGUCGAGGAUGCUCAGGAUCUCACCAACGAUGUCCUCCAGGCCCUCGAGAAGGCUACCUCCGCAGCUAAGGCUAACGGUCUCAACGGCAACGGCGUUAACGGCUCCAACGGACACUAAACAUGUUUUUUUUGGAUAAUUCCAAUUGCGCGCGGUUUUCCUUUUGUUUAUUGUUUAUUUUAUAGAAGAUGAUCUAUGAUGACAUGUUAUGAAAAACUGUUUCCUUUGUCUGAGGAUGCUUCAAAGCAAAACAAAAAGAGAGAGAGAGAGAGGGUAUCUUAUUCAAUUUCCUAUGGGAAGGCAUUUUAUACAGCGGCUAGGGUUGAAAAAUGAUGCAAAUCGCAUCCGUUUGGUAUUGGGGCUUGAUAAUGGUAAGCCACCUAAAGAAUAUUAUUUCAGAUUAUCCGAAUUGUCUCAUC